AUGGCAUCUUCAGCAGCCACCUCUAAAUUGAUAGACCGCUCCACCAUUGAUAAUUUGGCAAAAACCCAAGAGUAUGCCCCUACCCCUUUUGCAAUUCAAUCUAUCAAUGCUGGGGAUGACCUUCCUUCAGCAUUGCUACAAGUUUUGUUAUUUCAGAAAAUGCAGAACAAUAUAGAUGAUACUGAUAGACAUAAAUUAUUGUUAUCUGAUGGCACAUACAUGCAGUUGGCAAUCCUGCGUUCUAAAUAUGCUACUCUGAUAGAUUCAGACAUUCUAAGAAUAGGCACAAUAGUCCAGUUAUCAAGUUAUACAUGCCAAUACAUAUGGAACACAAGGACUAUUGUAAUACCUAGUCUGGAAGUGAAACAAAUUCAUUGUCUGUUCUUUGGUAAACCAAGAUACCUGUUCAAAGAACAAGAACCAGAAAUGAUGUCUGAGGACAAACCAUCAAUAUCUAAACGAUCUCUUCAAUUUGCCACUGAAUUGCCAUCCCCACAAACAACAACUUCUGAAAAUAUAAGCCCUAUGAAGACUUUGAAUGCAUACCAAAAUAAAUGUAUGAUCAAAGGGAGAGUUACUCAUAAACAGCCUAUUAAGGCAUAUAGCAUGGCCACAAAAAAUGGCCAUGUGUUUAGCUUUGACAUUGUUGAUUGUGAAGGUUUUGAAAUUAGAAUUACAUGUAUUGAUGAGAUAGCUAAGUUACACUCUAACCGUGUGGACAUAGGUUCACAUUAUCUUAUUUCAAAGGGAUCUAUUAAGGAGGCAAAUGCAAGGUACAAUAAACUAAACAGUCAUUUAGAAAUAACCUUGUCUGAUGCAUCCAUACUGAAACACUGCACCAAUUAA
Molecule: messenger RNA, 846 nt
Organism: Cryptomeria japonica (Japanese cedar)
Lineage: Eukaryota; Viridiplantae; Streptophyta; Pinopsida; Cupressales; Cupressaceae
Product: replication protein A 70 kDa DNA-binding subunit C-like
Exons: 3
Coding region: 1-846 (281 amino acids)
Biological process (GO): DNA replication
Cellular component (GO): nucleus
Molecular function (GO): DNA binding
Source: RefSeq, a predicted model, not a curated record